CGGAGGCCGGGGAGCAGCCGACCAUGGAGCCCCAGAAAAUCACGCCAGCCUCAAAGCCUCAUCCACCUGUCGUGGGCAAAGUGACUCAUCACAGCAUUGAAUUAUACUGGGAUCUGGAAAAGAAAGCCAAACGCCAAGGACCUCAGGAGCAGUGGUUCAGGUUCUCCAUUGAAGAAGAAGACCCCAAAAUACACUCUUACGGUGUCAUUUAUGCGGGAUAUGCAACGAAGCAUGUUGUUGAAGGUCUGGAACCAAGAACGCUGUACAGAUUUCGCCUGAAGGUCACCAGCCCCUCUGGGGAGUGUGAGUACAGCCCACUCGUCUCAGUGUCUACGACCAGACUAUCUCUGAGCAAGAACAUUGUAAAAAUUAGGAUGGUCACAAGUGUUCUCCACGACCCACCCACUGAAAACACAGGAGAGCCCGUAAGUAGCGAGCACUUGCAUCGGGCUGUUAAUGUGAAUGAUGAAGAUUUGCUUGUCCGAAUACUUCAAGGAGGCCGUGUUGAGGUUGAUGUUCCCAAUAAGUUUGGCUUUACCGCUCUGAUGGUUGCUGCCCAGAAAGGAUACACCAGGCUUGUGAAAAUCCUAGUUUCUAAUGGCACAGACGUGAAUCUGAAGAAUGGAAGUGGCAAGGACAGUCUAAUGCUGGCGUGCUAUGCGGGACACCUAGACGUUGUGAAAUAUCUCCGGAGACACGGCGCUUCUUGGCAGGCUAGAGACCUGGGCGGCUGUACGGCUCUGCACUGGGCUGCAGAUGGAGGCCACUGCAGUGUGAUUGAGUGGAUGAUAAAGGAUGGCUGUGAGGUAGACAUCGUGGAUACUGGUUCAGGAUGGACCCCACUCAUGAGAGUCUCUGCGGUGUCGGGAAAUCAGAGGGUGGCCUCUCUUCUAAUUGAUGCUGGGGCCAAUGUGAAUGUGAAGGACAGAAAUGGAAAGACGCCCCUUAUGGUGGCUGUGUUAAAUAAUCAUGAAGAGUUAGUUCAGUUACUUCUUGACAAAGGGGCAGAUGCAAGUGUAAAAAAUGAGUUCGGCAAAGGUGUCCUAGAAAUGGCCAGAGUUUUUGACAGACAGAGUGUAAUCUCCUUAUUAGAAGAAAGGAAAAAAAAGCAGAGGCCAAAGAAGUCUUGUGUCUGCUGA
Molecule: messenger RNA, 1139 nt
Organism: Rhinopithecus roxellana (golden snub-nosed monkey)
Lineage: Eukaryota; Metazoa; Chordata; Mammalia; Primates; Cercopithecidae
Gene: FANK1
Product: fibronectin type III and ankyrin repeat domains 1
Biological process (GO): regulation of apoptotic process
Cellular component (GO): nucleus
Molecular function (GO): protein binding
Source: RefSeq, a predicted model, not a curated record